Molecule: messenger RNA, 1422 nt
Organism: Arctia plantaginis
Lineage: Eukaryota; Metazoa; Arthropoda; Insecta; Lepidoptera; Erebidae
Source: the annotation of a GenBank genome assembly
AUGCGAACAAAUGUUGCAUUUACCGUAUCAGCCGACAGAAAUCGUUCUAUAAUCAAGACAAACGUGGCGAAAACAGAAUUUUCUAAAGCGAAAACUUUAAUUAAAUGGUUGCGAACUAUGGAACCUGACAUCAUGAUUGAAGAAAUGGAAGAGCAGACCACACUGCGGUCCUCAUACUUCACUACAGUAUUCAUAUCCGAUGACGAACAAAUAAAAAAUGCCACAAACGCUACUUCCGAACUUAAUAUCUAUUAUUUUUAUGACUCGAUCCAGUUCACGGUGAUGUGGGUGUUGUUCGUUGCGAUAGUGGUCCUCAACGCUUCGGUUAUCGCCGCUCUACUUUGUACAAACGCUCGGAAAAGUCGCAUGAACUUCUUUAUUAUGCAACUCGCCAUUGCUGAUCUCUUCGUUGGCCUGAUAUACGUGUUCCCUGAUAUCAUACAAAAAAUCACCAUAGCCUGGUUGGCAGGAGAGUUUAUGUGCAAGACUGUAAAAUUUCUUCAGGCUGUGGUGAUGUACGCGUCCACCUACGUUCUUGUUGCUCUAAGUAUAGACCGCUGUGAUGCCAUCACCAAUCCUAUGAACUUUUCGGGAAGUUGGAAUCGGGCAAGAGCUCUCAUCGUGUCAGCAUGGUUAAUAAGUAUUAUAUUCUCUAUUCCACUUCUUAUAUUAUAUGAAGUCAAAGAAGUUCAAGGUCAAGUACAGUGCUGGAUAGAACUGGGUACUCCUCGGCGGUGGCAGAUUUGGAUGACACUAGUGUCUAUAAUGAUUUUGGUGCUACCAGCGUUGGCAAUUGCUGCAUGCUACGCUGUCAUAGUACUUACGAUAUGGACUAAAAGCAAAGCAGUCGUUAUGAGCCCACCUGUAAAUUCUAGAAGAACGAAAACUCUAAGGAACGGUCAGGUGGAAAGUGACCCGGAUUCACGCCGAGCCAGUUCUCGGGGUUUGAUACCAAGAGCGAAGAUCAAAAGCGUCAAAAUGACAUUUGUUAUUGUUUUCGUGUUUGUAAUGUGUUGGGCUCCAUACAUCGUGUUCGAUCUUCUACAAGUAUACAACCACAUACCUCCGACACAGUCCAAUUUCGCUAUAGCCACUCUUAUCCAAAGUCUGGCACCGUUAAAUUCUGCGGCGAAUCCUUUAAUAUGCUGUAUGUUCUCACCGCAUAUAUAUACAAGCUUAAGACGAAUACCGCCGUACAAGUGGCUGUGGUGGGGGAAACGGAUGAAGAGGCAUACGAGAGGAACUGUACGCUCAAGGUCCGACUCCACUGCAAACUCGGACCUGCUGAGUUCUACACACGCAAAGAGAUCACAUUCAGUCGCAACGAUACUCAACCGCACCCGAAGCAGCAGUGUAUCGCGGCCGUCGCAACCUGACCCACGCCGCACACAACUGCUUGUAAUGGUGUCAGCACGCGACUGA